CCAGUCUUUUAUCACAAAGCAAAGAGCAAACAGAACAAACCACCUCACCUACAAACAAAAAGGGUUAUAGAAAACAAAAAAAUUAAACCACAGAUCCAUGGCACCUCAAGGAGACAGGCUUGUGAUGAUCGGAGAAGAAGGGUUCUCACUGAUCGACGAACACUUCUACGCCGGCCAAGUCCACAGCCGCUACCAAACCCAGCAGAAGGAGCUGCAGCCCUGCGUUUACUAUGGGCCGCGAACAGCGACGGUGACGGUGAAGGUGCCGGCGGCUAUGGAGGCGACUAGUUACUACUACGGCGGGAGCAAUCAACCGGCGGGUAGGGAGGAGGAGCAGCAGCCGCUGGUGAUGACGUGUGAAGAGGCGGCCCAGAAGUUUGGUGGGCUUGUGAUUGCGGACCACGGAGCCAGGAGGAGCAGGAGGCGUUCUUCUGCUUCUUCUCAGUUGGGCUUUUGAUGGGCCCGUAUGACGAGAUCUCAGCUGAAGCCGUGACAGAGUGACUCAGCUUUUUUUAAAAUUGUCAGCUGUGUUACUGCUUUUGAGAAGAUACAAGUAUCAGUAUCAUAUUAGAAGUGUCGUAAGUAAGAGCUUUUUUUUCCCCCCCUACUAUUGUCUGUGUUGCUAAGCUCUUAGUUAUAAUUUAACUAGUGCACUCGUGUGGUAGAAAGUCGAGGUGUGCCCUGUGUUUUAAUAGUUAGAGUUCAUAGAGAAAUUGAUGAUUUUGAGUCAUGUAAUGAAACUUGAGUUAAGUAUGUACUUAUUUAUGUAUCAUAUGGUAAUGUGCGAUGGGUCAUGUUCGUAUUUGUGAUUCUACCCAUGUCAUAAAACAUCUGGUCCUAAAAACUGAAGUUGUUAGGAGAAGGUUGUGUUGGGUCUUAUGAAACUCUCUAACAUGCUCCCUCAAACGACACUCAACUCAUAGGCUUGAAGUUUGCACAGGACCACCAUACUUUGUGCUUUAAUCAGCUAUUAAUAUUCAGGGUUGUGUAACUGGUUCUUGAAGUGGUAUCAGAGUCUGGUUAGGCAGAAGAGCCUAGUUACUCUCUCAGUACGGCGUAGGUCGAGUAUGAGCCAAUCUUAUGCCAGAAUGAGAGGCGGUCUUGGGUGUGCAUCAGACGGUCCGGACGCUGAUACACCUGUAUUGGGCCAUUGUGGGGGACCUCGACAUGCGGAGGAUGCAGCGGUCGAGCGAAUGUCGUUCAAUCGAGGAACUAACUCUCACUACAAAAAACUGCUCCUUUUGCGACGAAUUCUAUUGCGACGACAAAAAAAUCAUCGCAGAAAGUGAACAUUUUGCAACGAAAUUUGUAGUUUCGUCGCGCAUUGUGUUAAUAUUCUGCGGUAGGUGAGGUAUAGGAUUUUGCGGCGGUCUUUUAUUUUUCACGACAAAUAGUUUUGUCGCAAAAAGUUCCGGUGACUUUCUGCGACGACUUUCAUCGUCGCCGAAUAGUUGGAUAUUUUCUGCGACGCAUAUCUUCGUCGCAGAAUGUUCGAGACUUUUUGCGACGAAUAUCUAGCUUCGCGGAAUAUGUGAAAACUUUUGCGACGAAGUUUUUAGCUUUUCUGUGACGAUUGUGUUCCGUCACAGAAUGUUCCAGGCUUUUUUGCGACGAUUGUCUUUCGUCGCAGAAUGUCUGAGCCAUUUUGAGAAUUAAGAAUAUUUAGUGGAUGAGUACCUAUGCACAUAACUAAGUAAAAAAAACCUUAUCGCAUUCAAUUGAUUUGUGAUUUUCGUAUGAAGAAAUUUUAUUUAAUAAAAGGCAUAAAAAACAUAUGAUUAUUUAAUAGAUUGAUAAAUCUUGA
Molecule: messenger RNA, 1804 nt
Organism: Linum trigynum
Lineage: Eukaryota; Viridiplantae; Streptophyta; Magnoliopsida; Malpighiales; Linaceae
Source: the annotation of a GenBank genome assembly